Sorghum bicolor (sorghum) is the source of this 1776-nucleotide messenger RNA. RefSeq lists its product as uncharacterized. Lineage: Eukaryota; Viridiplantae; Streptophyta; Magnoliopsida; Poales; Poaceae. The coding region runs from base 222 to 1571 and encodes 449 amino acids. The record is from RefSeq and is a predicted model, not a curated record. The transcript has 5 exons.
CGGGCCCACAGCUCAGUGACCGCACGCGCGCGCGCGCGAGUCCUGAACGGCCCGCUGAAGGAACCCCAUCUUCCCCGGCGGAGACCACCGGAGAGAGAGAACCCGAGGAGAGCAGGCGGCAUCCACCACGCUCAUCACUCGCCUCCUCCAGACCUCCACCCACCACCGCCGCUUCAACUCUCUCUCUCUCUCUCUUCUCUAAACCCUAACCCCAGUCAGCGAUGCUCUCGACGGCUUCGGCGCCGUCCACCUCGCUCGCCGCGGCCUUCCGCUCGUACCGCGCGCGCCGCCGGCGCCGCGCCCUCUGGCUGCGCCCCGUCGCGUCCGCCGCCUCGGCGUCCGGGGUCGGGGACGACGGAGGGGCGGAGCGGUUCGCCACCAGCAGCUCCAUCACCGACUACCUCCGCUACCGACGCCCCGAGCUUGGCGGUGCCGGAGGAGGAGCGGGAGGCGGAGGUGGAGGUGGGGUGCCAGGCGGGGAGCUGCAGACGGCGGUGGUGCGCUUCAAGAAGCGCUUCCCGUGGACGCUCAUCCACCCCUUCCUCAACGUUGAUUUGGUUUCUACAGUCCACAUUGCAGACAAAGAAUAUUUUGAUAGACUGCAGCAAGAGCUUGAAGAUUAUGACUGUGUCCUGUAUGAAAUGGUUACGAGUCGUGAGAAUUUGAACAAUCCGAAAGGUCCAAUGGCUGCUAAGAAGAUGAAAUCUUCACGUAGAGGAUUUAGUAUUCUUGGUUUCAUACAGAAGCAAAUGGCUCGGGUUCUUUCAUUGGAUUAUCAGUUAGACUGUCUUGAUUAUGGCAAUGAGAAAUGGCAACAUGCUGACCUUGACUAUGAAACAUUCAAGCAGCUUCAGAGUGAAAGAGGUGAAAGUAUUCUCACGUUUGCCGUAGACAUGACACUGAAAUCAACCAAAGCCUUGGUGCAGCCAAGUAACAUGCCGGAUGGUCUUGACUUUUGGAGAUCCAAGUUACUAUGGGCCUCACGUGUGCUACCAAUGCCGCUCGUUGGGCUACUCGUCAUCACUGGGCUGUGUCUGCCAGUGGAAAACCAAGAUGGAUUUCCUGAGCUGGAGGCAUUGUCUAGGCUAGAUUUUGGAGCUGCACUGAAGAUUUUCUUGGCAAAGCAACUGACAUCUGAGUUCACAGCUGUGCCUACACCCGUUGAGGAGAAAUCAGUUAUCAUUGGUGAGAGGAACAGAGUUGCUACUGAGAAGAUUAAGGAAGCAAUAAACUGUGGGUACAAGAGAAUAGCAGUCCUGUAUGGCGGCGGACACAUGCCAGACCUGGGAAGACGUCUUCGAGAAGAGCUCAAUAUGGUCCCAGCCGACGUGCAGUGGGUCACCGCAUGGUCAAUAAGAAGCCGGGAGAUAGACAACAAAUCCCUUCCGUUCUUGAAGACAUUGGCUGAAGCUUCAGGCUGGCCUUUGAAUAGAUACGAGACGCUUGCUCUGCUCAUCUUCUCUUCAGUUCUCGCGGUGGAUCUUUGGUUCUGGGAACUCUUCUUUGGUACUGCAGUGAGUUGGGCAUCUCUAGCUGGUUCCUGGAUUGACCAGGUUAGCAGUUCAUUUUGACCAGCAACCAUGAAGGGGAGACAAACAGAAACCUAGUGGCACACUACUAUACAGAUGGCAGUAUAAAGAAAAUAGAACAAUCCACUUUAGUUUUGAUUCGUCCAGCUAUUGCUGGAGUACUGCAGCGAACCAUUGUAGAUAAAACAUUGUAUUCCCAUCAAAUUCAAAUGAGAUUGGUGGUAAAGCUGAUGUGCUUUCUCUAGUC